AUGUCGGCCACACACACCAGUCUCGAUGCCGCCGCCAUCGAUAGGAAGGCCCGUCUCGCCAAACUCGCGGGCAUCAAACGCAAGCAUCCAGUCUCCGACCCACCAGCCUCCAGUCUACAAGCAGACACAGAAGAGGCAGAAGAAACGGCAAUCUCCUCCAGUACCACGACUGAUCGAUAUCUCUCGGGGCGAAACUAUGAUACAGCUACGAAAAACGCCAAGCUCGGAUUCGAGAAUGCGCCCAUCAGCGCUGAAGUUGGGACUCUGGAGGAACAGGCCGAUCGCAUAGCCGCUGCUACUGCCGAACAAGCCGCCAAAGACGAGGUCGAGGCAGAAAAAGGCAUUGACCUUUUCAAGCUGCGGCCGAAGAAGCCAAACUGGGAUCUGAAGAGGGACCUGGAUGAGAAGAUGAAGAUCCUGAAUGUGCGGACUCAAAACGCGAUUGCCAGGUUGGUUAGGGAAAGAAUUGAGAACGCAAAGAAACAAGCGCUGGAGAAGGCCCAGGCCUCGCAAUCAGCCGGUCAGGAUGGGAUUGACGGGGAGGAGGUGGGCAUCGAAGGCAACACUCUUGUCGAAGGCAUACACUUGCGAGAGCAAGAGGAGGAGCGGGAGGCCGCCCGCGAGAAAGAAGAGGACGAUAUUCCGGAUUGA
Cladophialophora yegresii CBS 114405 is the source of this 651-nucleotide messenger RNA. RefSeq lists its product as uncharacterized. Gene Ontology annotation, cellular component: post-mRNA release spliceosomal complex; U2-type spliceosomal complex. NCBI's taxonomy places the organism in Eukaryota, Fungi, Ascomycota, Eurotiomycetes, Chaetothyriales, Herpotrichiellaceae. The coding region runs from base 1 to 651 and encodes 216 amino acids. The transcript has a single exon. The record is from RefSeq and is a predicted model, not a curated record.